Messenger RNA from Jaminaea rosea, 1551 nucleotides. RefSeq lists its product as hypothetical. The record is from RefSeq and is a predicted model, not a curated record. Lineage: Eukaryota; Fungi; Basidiomycota; Exobasidiomycetes; Microstromatales. The coding region runs from base 114 to 1415 and encodes 433 amino acids. The transcript is spliced from 2 exons.
CCGUCGAUUUCUCGCCUUUGAUCGUCCAACGCUGACGUUGGGCUCGAUAUAUAGUCGCGGCCUCUCUUGUGAUCGAAGCAUCUUCACUACGCCCUCAUACGCUAGUAGCAAUCAUGCCUUUCCUCAACCUGUCCGAGUCCUUCCCGCACCUCCGCGCAAAAGACGAGGUCCAACUGCACUACCUCCUUUCGACUCCCUCCCACCCCAUCUUCACACAAGCAGCCACGGCUCGCGCAGCCGCAGGCACAAAGGCCAAUGGCCACAUCCCAGACUCUCUCUCCGCCGCCACUCACCCAGACCCACGCUACCCGCUCCUAGUCGUCUUCCCCUCGGAGCUCUUCUCCGUCUCCCUCCUCUUCCCUCACAUCCUCUGCGAUGCCGACCUCUCACGUCGCUUCAACAUCCUCGCCCUCGAUCCUCGCGGUCACGGCCUGACUAGGGAGGUUCCGCCUCGCAAGGGUUCGCCUCACCUCUACGACUUGGACACCAAGACGGCGGAUUGUCUGGCUUUCCUGGACGAGUACCUCAAUGCACCUGGCGUGGCCAAGCCACAGGGAGGACAAUGGCAGUUCCACAUCGUCGCCUGCGGUAUGUCUGGCCUCGUCGCCACGCGGGCAGCCGCCAAGCUAGGCAACGCCAUCCAGACUUUGAGCAUCGUUAGCCCGAUCCUCGAGGUGGAGGAUCAAUUCAUCAUCGACUCGAUCGCGCAAUGCGAGGAGAUUAUCAACGAGGCCUGGACAACAGCACAUAGCGAUGAGGAUUCACGCAAUAGUGCUGGUAACAUGCCUGGGGAGCUCGUCGAGGGCUUCGGCUACAGAUGGGCAGGCGAGGACGAAUCGCUGCCCAAGCAUGUGGAGCGAAGCACUUUCGCAGACCUGUACGAUCGAUUCAUCCGUCGCGGCGAUGGGAAGGAGGCAGCUAGGGCUUUCCUGUUCGACCUCUACUUCGAGCGCAAGGCGCAGAGUGACGAGGAGAGGGCGAGAGUCACGGCUGACUUGCUCGUCGUGGAGGGGAGUGAACAUCUGCCUUAUGAAGAGCCCAUCGGAGGUACGCUGAGGAAGCGGUUCCCGAAUGCUAGGAGCUUCAGGUACGAACAGAUUCAGAAGGCGCCCUUCCUUCUCAGUGUCAUGCGACCGUUGGAAGUGCGCGACCUGGUCAAGGGGUUCAUCCUGCCUCGCAUCGGCGCUACCAACAAUGGAGCUGGAACCAACACAGCAACACAGGCCAAGACGAUCACCCUCAGCCACGCCGAGAUGCACCAGCUUCGCCUCGCCUUCACCAGCGUAUCGCCUUCGGCGCCGAGCAGGACUCUCUUCCGCAACGGCAGCAACAACAGUGGGAGAACGAGCAGGGGACCCGGAGAUGAGAGGCUCGCGCCUGUAGUGGAGAAGAUGGAGCGCAGCUCCCUUGCGUAAGAGACAGCGAUGUAGGUGGGUGGGCAGGCAGGCAGGCUUGCCCAUUUGGAUAGCUAUUGUACAAAGUCACGAUCACGGGUGCGCUCCUUCCCCUCCUCUCUCUCUCACAAUAUCAUCCAGUCUACGCCAUGAUCCU